CCUUAUAUAUUUUCCCCAUGUUACAAAGAAUCACUUACCAAUCUUCCUACUCACUGCUUAGUUGUCUCACCCAUCUUCCUUAGAUUCGCUUUAAAUUUUCAUUUGUCUUCUUCUCCCAAAGGGUUUCAAAGACGAGACAGGAAUCUUGAGCAUCCAGACAGCUUAGAUAGAUCUCUCCGUGCUGUCCAUUUGACCAAAUAAGUCAUCUGCUUCACACUUUACAAUCACAGCAUUAUAUAAGGGAAGCUCUAAACACAAGCCUAAUCAUGCAGCAGUUUCUUCGAUGGCUUUCUAAAGUUACACAAGGACAAGCAAGAGAGGAGACUUCUGCUCCUACCAACAAGAAAAAAGAAAUUAGUGAUCAAGAAGCUAAACAGAACUACAUAAUUGUCUUUAAGAGUGGGGGUGUUGGUGUCUAUCGAAAAACAAAAGGAUUUGAAGAAGGCAAACCCGCUCGUAAGAAGUUCAAGCCAUUUGCCUUUCUGUGUAGAAAGGAUAUAGCACAGGCUUGCUUUGAUAGUACUCUUCAUUUGAGGAGACUUGAUAGCAUAAAUAGGAGGCAGCAAAAGCAGUGUUGGACUCGAUCCAUGAAGAUGAAGAAAGAAGAUAUUGCUAGAGGUUUGGAAAAUAGUAACAAGGUGGAUGCAGCUAAUGUAGGCAGCAAGGUUUUACCAGUAAGUGACUCAACGUUAUCAACCUCUACUAACAAAAACCAUGACCAAUGUGGAGCAUCAGAAAAGAAAGAAAGGAUUAAGGGGGACAAGACUAAAACAUUAUCAAGAAUGAAGGAGCUAAUAAGAUGGGCUGCUGCAGCAAAAUCAGCUGAAAAGGGUGGAAAAUACAUUGGCCGAAAGGUUCUGCAAUUUCGCAAUCGUGGAACUCUAAAACCAGUACCAGAUGAUGAUCAGUUAAGCAAUGACUCCCCAAAGAUCAGCUUUAGAUGGGAAUUGGAAAGCUGCUCCACCACUUCCUCUGCCUACUCGGCAAUUUCAGUAGCAUCUUCAUUGAAGACUGAUCAAAUUAUGAACAUUCAAUCUUUGAAUUCAACGAAGCUUCAGGACACAGAUCACUGGCAACCCAAGAAUGGGAAUUGGAUCACUUCAGACUCUGACUUUGUUGUGCUAGAGCUAUGAAAUGAAGAAGGAAGGCCUAGAGUGUAGUUUUCAAGAGUUGCUUCAAUCAAAUGCUUAAUGAUUGUACCUUAUAUAUAAUGAUUGAAGAUGUUAAAUUUUCUGAGAGUUUGAGACGGUAGAUGUUUGAAUGUAAAAUCAAGGAAAUGAUUUAUCAAUGAAAUUGGCCUAGAUCAGUUUAUAUUCUAACCAAAGUAAUCCAUCUAAGUGAUGCAAGUUUUAAA
Molecule: messenger RNA, 1354 nt
Organism: Rosa chinensis
Lineage: Eukaryota; Viridiplantae; Streptophyta; Magnoliopsida; Rosales; Rosaceae
Exons: 5
Coding region: 267-1133 (288 amino acids)
Source: RefSeq, a predicted model, not a curated record